Messenger RNA from Closterium sp. Yama58-4, 1914 nucleotides. Lineage: Eukaryota; Viridiplantae; Streptophyta; Zygnematophyceae; Desmidiales; Closteriaceae. The record is from the annotation of a GenBank genome assembly.
AUGGAAGGGGGGGAGAAUGGAGGGGGCGUGGGUGGGUUCGGUGUGAUUGUAAACGAGGAGGGUCUAUCGAAGGGCACGUGGUUACCAGAGGAGGAUCGGGUGCUGAUGGAGUAUGUGGAGUGUUACGGGGCGAAGAACUGGGGUAACCUGGUAACCAGGGGGCUGCUGAGACGCUCUGGGAAGAGUUGCAGGCUGCGAUGGGUGAACCAGCUGAAGCCGGGCCUGCAGAGGUACGGUGGCAAGGGCUGCAAGCGGUUCACAGAGCAGGAGUCCAAUACAGUGCUGGCGCUGCAGGAGACUAUGGGCAACAAGUGGGCGGCGAUCGCGAGGCACCUGCCGGGGCGGACGGACAACGAUGUGAAGAACUUUUGGAACCUGCACCUCAAGCGCAUGGAGCGGCUGCGACGGCAGAGGGAGCAGAAAGGGACCCACGUUGACAGAUAUUGCCGUUUAAGAAGCAGGGGCUCAGAAGGUGUGGGGGAGCAGGAGGCAGUAAAGGAUUGUGGGACAGCAGCCGAGGGAGUAUCAGCAGGGGGGGAUGUAGCAGCAAGCGUAGAAAACGCAGCAGCAGCAGCAGCAGCAGCAGCAGCAGCAAUGACAGGAAAAAUGACCAUGCAGGGCAGGAGCAGCAGCAGCGGAAGCAUUGCCGUGAUUGAGAGCACGAGCCUGCCUCCCUCCUUCCUCUUCUCCCCGAGCUCCUUCACCUGCCCCAUGUCCAUUAGUCCACUGCCCACCAUCCAGGAGGGCCCUGACGCCCCUGCCGCCCCUGAUGCCUUGCACACCCGAGAAAGGCUGGAUGUUGUUGCUCAGAUGCAUGGCAAUGGGGGGAAGGUGCAAGGAGGUGUGCUCUCUGAUGCCCCAGUGGAGAGACGCGUGGUUGCGGCUGCUAUUGGUGGUGGUGAUGCUGCAGAGAAGCAGCUUCACCAGCCGCCAGCGCAGGUGCCAGCAUCAGCUGUGGCACGGCCGCAGGCAGUGAGGCGCAGCAGGACAGGGGAGCAGCGGCCUAAGGUAUCUCUGCACCAGCGGCGGCUCCAGAGAAACGCCUCUGCUAGUGCCGUGGCUGGAGGUUGGAGCAGUGAGACGGCUGGUAGUGGUGCUAGCGGUGCUAGUGGUGGGAGUGGUGGGAGCGGUGCUAGUGGUGGGAGUGGUGGGAGCGGUGCUAGUGGUGGGAGUGGUGGGAGUGGUGGGAGUGGUGGGAGUGGUGGGAGUGGUGCAGGUUUUGGGGUAUCUGUGAGUGAGAUCGGCGGCCCAGAUGCGUUCGCUGGAGGCGUAGGCACAGAGGUGGAUGAUGCUGCUAGCGGCGGGGGUUUUCAGGAAUCGCUGUCAAUGGCUGCAGGACAGGGGCAGACAACCGCAUCCCUUGACAUGCAUGAUAUCGAGCAGCUCCUUAUGGGGGAUGACUGUGCUGCUGACAUGUCCGGAUGCGAUUGGCCCAGCAGCGCUGGAAACCCUGGGCUGGGGAGGACUGGGCCUGGAGGGACUACAGAAGUUGGAGGGGUUGGAGGAAUACAUGAUCACGGAGGAGUAGCAGAAGCUGCAGUAGGAGGGACAGCUGGAGCAGUAGCAACGCCUCUGGGUGAAACAUCUACGGCUGGGGAUGUGGCAGAUGUGAGUGCAGUGGGGCAUCUGCUCUUUGACGAUUCGUCAGCCAUGCAGCAGCUGAGCGCUGAUUGGCUGACUGAUUUCCAGAGGAGCAAUUACGCUGCCUUCACCCCUGACAACGGGGCUGCUCUGGUGCCUGGGGCAACGGCUGUAGCACAGCAAGCAGCCCUGCCAUCAGCUGAGCAUGCAACUGGAAUGCCAUCAUCAGGGGGGGCACCCUCUGUGCCGGUGCAGCAGGGGGUGUGGCAACUUGGAGCGGCUAAAGGCAGGCAACUCGGUCAAGAUGGGUCUGCUGGUGGAGGAGGAGAAUAG